Mastomys coucha (southern multimammate mouse) is the source of this 1852-nucleotide messenger RNA. RefSeq names its product adenosylhomocysteinase (gene Ahcy). Bases 121 to 1131 code for a protein of 336 amino acids. The record is from RefSeq and is a predicted model, not a curated record. Lineage: Eukaryota; Metazoa; Chordata; Mammalia; Rodentia; Muridae. The transcript has 9 exons. Gene Ontology annotation, cellular component: cytosol. Gene Ontology annotation, molecular function: adenosylhomocysteinase activity. Gene Ontology annotation, biological process: L-methionine cycle.
GCCUCAUGAAUAUUCAAAUAAGAAGAUAUUUAAAGACGCCGGCGCCAGGCGUAGAUCCCUGCCCCGCGCCGCCCGGCCCCCUUCACUGAGUUCAUCACUCCUAGCGGAAGCGCCGCCAGCAUGUCUGAUAAACUGCCCUACAAAGUCGCUGACAUCGGACUGGCUGCCUGGGGACGGAAGGCCCUGGACAUAGCUGAGAAUGAGAUGCCAGGAUUGAUGCGCAUGCGGGAGAUGUACUCGGCCUCCAAGCCACUGAAGGGUGCUCGCAUUGCUGGCUGCCUGCACAUGACUGUGGAGACUGCUGUCCUCAUCGAGACUCUCGUGGCCCUGGGUGCGGAGGUGCGAUGGUCCAGCUGCAACAUCUUCUCUACUCAGGACCAUGCAGCGGCUGCCAUUGCCAAGGCUGGCAUUCCAGUGUUUGCCUGGAAGGGCGAGACAGAUGAGGAGUACCUGUGGUGCAUAGAGCAGACGUUGCACUUCAAGGAUGGACCCCUCAACAUGAUUCUGGAUGAUGGUGGUGACCUUACUAACCUCAUCCACACCAAAUACCCACAGCUUCUGUCAGGCAUCAGAGGUAUCUCUGAGGAGACCACGACUGGGGUCCACAACCUCUACAAGAUGAUGGCCUGUAAGGAGGGCAACAUCUUUGUCACUACCACAGGCUGUGUGGAUAUCAUCCUUGGCCGGCACUUUGAACAGAUGAAGGAUGAUGCCAUUGUUUGUAACAUUGGACACUUCGAUGUGGAGAUUGAUGUGAAGUGGCUCAAUGAGAAUGCUGUGGAGAAGGUGAACAUCAAGCCUCAGGUGGACCGCUACUGGCUAAAGAAUGGGCGCCGCAUCAUCUUGCUGGCCGAAGGCCGUCUGGUCAACCUGGGUUGUGCCAUGGGCCACCCCAGCUUUGUGAUGAGCAAUUCCUUCACGAACCAGGUGAUGGCACAGAUUGAGCUGUGGACCCACCCAGAUAAAUACCCCGUUGGGGUUCACUUUCUGCCUAAGAAGCUGGAUGAGGCAGUGGCUGAAGCCCACCUGGGCAAGCUGAACGUGAAGCUGACCAAGCUGACUGAGAAGCAGGCCCAGUACCUGGGCAUGCCCAUUAACGGCCCCUUCAAGCCUGACCACUACCGCUACUGAGUGCCGGGACUGCCCUUCACCUUCCAGCUGCCAUCCUCAUUCCCAAGAGCAAAUGUUACCAACUUUGCAGUAGCUUGGACAGUGUUUCUCUCCCACAUCCCUUCCCUUACCCCUGCUGGAGCUGGUCACUUUGUCUUUGACCUCUGCUGUAUCCCUCAUACUGUUCUAGGUGUGGCGGGGGAAUGGAGAGGUACCUGGGAGGCAUCCACUGGGGACAGGAGCUCAGAAGUCUUAGAAGUCCUGAGGCUAGGUGUUGCUCAUGAUGGCCACAAGCCCAUGCACCUUAUCAUCCAGACCUUCAAUUGGUCUUUAGAUCUGUGUGCUUGGUUUACAGAUCCGCUGGUUUCUCAGCCCAGGCCCCAAGAAGGAGCUCUGCCAAAGGGUAGGAACCCCUAGAGUUUGAAGGUUCCGGAGAGCUUGGGCCAUCUCUUAAACCUCAUGAUACUGAAUUGGUACUCUUUUUGGUCCCUAUUUCACAAGGGUUAGGAUAGAUUAACCAAGAAAGGACAAGUGACAGAGACUGAAAGGGGCUAGAAAAACAAAUAGGAAAAGGCCUGUCACUACUGUAUAAUUGAUGGUUCCUAUCACAAGCCCAGGUCACAGAUUGUUUUAUAAUGUUUAUAUACUAUUUAGAAUGUUAACAAAGGAAGGUGGAUAAACUACAGUUUCUAGUGCCUAAAGAAUUUUGGCCCUUUAUUAAAAUUUAAGUGUGUGGCUGGCA